Molecule: messenger RNA, 5383 nt
Organism: Alexandromys fortis (reed vole)
Lineage: Eukaryota; Metazoa; Chordata; Mammalia; Rodentia; Cricetidae
Gene: Ddx11
Product: DEAD/H-box helicase 11
Exons: 26
Coding region: 688-3138 (816 amino acids)
Biological process (GO): nucleobase-containing compound metabolic process; establishment of sister chromatid cohesion
Cellular component (GO): nucleus
Molecular function (GO): DNA binding; DNA helicase activity; hydrolase activity, acting on acid anhydrides, in phosphorus-containing anhydrides
Source: RefSeq, a predicted model, not a curated record
UCUGCCCUGUGGGCAGUCCAAGGUCCUCCCUCCCCCCCCUUCCAGGUCUAGGUAAAACAAUCUUAUUUUAAUACCAAUCCCAGUUCCCUCUCCCUCCUGUUCUCUUGCUCCCCUUUCCUCCCCUACUAGCUCCCAUCUACUCCUCAGAGAGGGUGAGGUCUCCCAUGGGGAGUCAACAAAGUCUGUCACAUCACUUGAGGCAGGAGCAAGACUCUUCCCCCGUAUCUAGGCUGAGCAAGGUAUCCCCCAUUAGGGAAUGGGCUCCAAAAGGCCAGUUCAUACUCUUAGAAUAAAUACUGGUUCCACUGCUAGUAGCCCCACAAACUGCCCAAGCCACACAACUGUCACCCACAUUCAGAGGGCCUAGUUUGGUCUUAUGUAGGUUCCCCAGCUCUCAGUCUGGAGUCAGUGAGCUCCCACUAGUUCGAGUCAGCUGUUUCUGUGGGUUUCCCAAUCAUGAUAAAUGUCCCUUUUUCAUAAGGUUCCCAGUCCUUGUAAGAAUUAGGACCUACGUAAGAGCCUCAUGUCCACUAAUUGGACCCACUGUGAUGUUUCCAGGGCAAGUCCUUAAGUCUCAUUUGUGGGGCCCUCUCCUGGCUCCGUGACUUUGAAGAGAAGAGAUUACAAGCAGAGGCUCGUCUCCUUGCACCUGGGUCUGGCCCCACGUGUGAUGGGAAGAACUCGCUCAUGUCUUCCUCAUCUUGCCAAGAGCCCUCUGGCACCCCGAGGCCUGCUGGAGAACCCGAUUGGAUCACCGAAUUUGUUCAGAAGAAAGAAGAAAGGGACCUGGUGGAGAGGCUGAAGGAGGAGCAGGCGAAGAGGAGGAAGCGGGAAGAACGUCUGCAGCAGGUCUGUCAGGAUGGAAGGCUCAGAUUUGCAUCCAAGCGCAUGAAACAGGAAGAGGAGGAGACCGAGACUCUCCUGCGCCUCAGCAGGGAGAUGUUGGCUGUAGGGACAGGACCGGAACAGCUGGAGCAGCUGGAGUGUGGGGAGGAGGAGCUGGUUCUGGCAGAGUACGAGAGUGAUGAGGAGAGAAGAGCCAGCAGCAGAGUGGACGAGGAUGAGGAUGACUUGGAGGAAGAACAUAUAACCAAGAUUUAUUACUGCAGUCGGACACACUCACAGCUGGCCCAGUUUAUACAGGAAGUACGGAAGAGCCCUUUCGGCAAGGAAACCCGGCUAGUCUCUCUUGGCUCUCGGCAGAAUCUUUGUGUGAAUGAAGAUGUGAAAAGCCUGGGUUCUGUGCAACUUAUGAAUGACCGCUGUGUGGACAUGCAGAGAAGCAAACACGAGAAGAACGGAGCUGUGGAAGACAAGCCAAAGAGAAAGAGACGGAAAAUCCAGACCUCUUGCCCCUUCCACAACCACGAGCAGAUGCAGCUUCUCCGGGACGAGAUUCUGCUGGAGGUAAAGGACAUGGAGCAGCUUGUGGCCCUUGGGAAGGAGGCACGGGCCUGCCCCUAUUACGGAAGCCGCUUCGCCAUCCCUGCAGCCCAGCUAGUGGUGCUACCCUACCCAAUGCUGUUGCAUGCAGCCACCCGACAGGCUGCAGGAAUCAAACUGCAAGGCCAAGUGGUCAUCAUUGACGAGGCACACAACCUGAUCGACACCAUCACCAGCAUCUACAGCACAGAGGUCAAUGGUUCCCAGCUCUGCCAGGCCCAUUCCCAGUUGCUCCAGUACAUGGAAAGAUACGGGAAGCGUUUGAAGGCCAAGAACCUAAUGUACAUCAAACAGAUUCUGUACUUGCUGGAGAAGUUUGUGGCUGUUUUGGGAGGUAACACUAAACAAAAUCCUAGUACACAGAGCCUGCUCCAGAAAGGUUCUGAGCUGAAGAGCAUCAACGACUUUCUCUUUCAGAGCCAGAUAGACAACAUCAACCUGUUCAAGGUGCAGCGGUAUUUGGAGAAGAGCAUGAUCAGCAGGAAGCUGUUUGGCUUCACAGAACGCUUUGGGGUUGUUCUUCCAUCCGUCUCAGCCUCUCAGGAGAACCGCAGUCUGGAUGGCUUCCAGCACUUCCUGAAGAGCCUGCAGUCAGGGCCUACCGAGGACUCCCUGGAGGAGGACCAGGCCACAGCCCCUCGGCCUGCCUCCCCUCUGAUGCACAUUGAGGCCUUUCUGGCAGCUCUCACCACUGCCAACCAGGAUGGCAGGGUUAUCCUGAACCGGCAAGGCAAUGUUGGUCAAAGCAGCCUCAAAUUCUUGCUCUUGAAUCCAGCUGUGCACUUUGCCCAGGUGGUGAAGGAAUGCCGAGCAGUGGUCAUUGCAGGCGGCACCAUGCAACCGGUGUCUGACUUUCGGGAGCAGCUGCUGGCAUGUUCUGGAGUGGAAACUGACCGGGUGGUGGAGUUCUCCUGUGGUCAUGUGAUCCCUCCAGACAACAUCUUGCCCCUUAUUAUAUGCAGUGGGCCCUCUAACCAACAGCUGGAAUUCACCUACCAGAGAAGAGAGCUGCCUCAGAUGAUGGAGGAGACGGGCCGCAUCCUCUGUAACUUGUGCAACGUGGUCCCUGGAGGGGUGGUAUGCUUCUUCCCUUCCUAUGAGUACCUGCGUCAGGUGCAUGCUCACUGGGACAAGACUGGCCUGCUGGCACGUUUGUCUGUCAAGAAAAAGAUUUUCCAAGAGCCCAAGAAAGCAAGCCAGGUGGAGCAGGUGCUGAUGGCGUAUUCCAAGUGCAUCUCGUGCUGCAGUCAGGAAGGAGGCCAUUUGACAGGAGCUUUGCUCCUCUCUGUGGUUGGAGGGAAGAUGAGUGAAGGGAUCAACUUCUCUGAUGACCUGGGCCGGUGUGUGGUGAUGGUGGGGAUGCCAUACCCCAACAUUAAGUCUGCAGAGCUGCAAGAGAAGAUGGCCUACUUGAAUCAGAUCAUUCCUAGGAUACAAGGUCAGGCACCCCCAGGAAAGGUGUUGGUGGAGAAUCUGUGUAUGAAGGCUGUAAACCAGUCCAUAGGCAGGGCCAUUAGGCACCAGAGAGACUUUGCCAGUAUUGUGCUCCUGGAUCACCGGUAUGCCCGCCCUUCUGUCCUGGCGAAGCUGCCAGCCUGGAUACGAGACCGUGUGGAGGUCAAAGCCACCUUUGGCCCUGCCUUUGCUGCUAUGCGGAAGUUUCAUCGGGAGAAAUCACUUCCCGGUCUGGUAUAGGCUCCUCUUUUAUUCUCCCUCCUUGACCUGACCUGACCUUUGUGUUUCACCUGAGAUGGUCAAAAGCAGACACAACCUGUGAAGUCUACACCAACCUUUCAGAGGCAGUGGAUUCCAGUGUUGUGACUUACACAGAAAAGCCACCAGGACAAAUCAAAUUCACCCUGAAGGAACAUGGCCCAGAACCUCAUUGUCAGGCGCCACAUUCCCUGAGACUGAUUCUUCCCAUGGCGCCUGGCUCAGCUUCAGUUUUUUGUCUGGCUUCAGGAGGCUGUGCAAGCAGCUGCUCUCUGCCCUUUUUUGAGGCAAGGCCCACCCUGCCUUCAUCCUUUUUAGGGACAGUGAGUUGUUCUUGGCGUUUGGCUCCAGUUUCAGCCACAGACAUCCCUAUUCCGGGCCCUGCUGUCUGCAGGGCUUCCACAUUCAGGCUGCGUUGACUGUGGCUCCGGGAGGAGGUGGAUCUCUCUUGCUUAGCUGCUGCUCCUUCCUCAAGCCAAGGAGACCUCUUCUCUUCAGCCACCAAUUCCACCACACCUACCAUGGCCUCAGGUGUAAUGCUAGGACCACUAGACUCUUGCUGUGACUACAUUUAAAGCCCCUCCGUCACCAGAGCAAUUUUGGCUAUGGAGAAAUAUAAAUGCCAUCCCUCGCUCUGCAGUAGUUGCCCCAACUCACCGCUUUUUUGAAUCCAGAAAAAAAUGUUCUACUCCCUCAGACAUUCUUUCUCAUUGCUGAGACAACCGGGUCAGGAGGACAGCUCACGGUCUGCUGAGCCAUCUGCAUCUGGCAAGGCCACCCUUCCCUUACUAAAUAAAGGGCACUGUUCACCUGGGUAGUUACCAUUCUUUUUAUGGUGAGUCGCUGUUUUCUCAGUCCUAACAAAAGCAAGCAAAGUACCCUAGGGGCGGCGCAGGUAGACAGUGGACCUGGCACAUGGUACACACAACCCCUGACCAUGGAAAGGGGUGAGGCAAGACGAGGGACAGUUGUUCAGCCACUCGGCCCUCUAUAGACUACUGGAGCUUAGUGGUCCACUUGCCCAGGAGCCUCUCAGGGCUGUUUGUGCUGGAGUGAAUAAGGAGGGCCCUGUGCUGCCCAGGGGUUGCUUGUCUACAAUUAACAUCAUGUCUUUGUUGGUCAGAAUAUACAAUUGGGUCAUAGAUUUAAAUGUUUGGCCGUACUGGUUGUCAGUGAUGCUUCCUAAAUCCAUUUGGCUUUGUUUGAAGUGAGAGACAGGAAAAACUGAACCUGUAUCUGGGACCCCGGUGUCAAUCUGAGGAAAAACAUUCUUUGUGAAGCAGCCAAGGUUCCCAGGAGGAUGGUCAUUUUGGGGGUGCUCAUUUAGGAAUCUUAGCUAUCAAAAUUGGGGAAACUCUUAAUAUGGGGGAUUCUUUACUUAGGGAUUUCUUUCCAGUCCUUUGUGGAUCCCUCCAUUGCUGAGACAGUCAUAGCUGGAAUCCAAGUUUCUAAUCUGCACUUUGGGGUGAGGUCUAGAUGAUCUCAGAGAAGAGCAUUUGAACAAAGGGCACCUCUCACCAUCUCCCUCCUCCCUGUGCACAGGGCAUCUCUCACCAUCUCCCUCCUCCCUGUGCACAGGGCAUCUCUCACCAUCUCCCUCCCUGUACACAGGGCACCUCUCACCAUCUCCCUCCUCCCUCCCUGUGCACAGGGCAUCUCUCAUUAUCUCCCUCCUCCCUGUACACAGGGCAUCUCUCACCAUCUCUCUCCCUGUGCACAGGGCAUCUCUCACCAUCUCUCUCCCUGUACACAGAGCAUCUCUCACCAUCUCCCUCCUCCCUGUACACAGGGCAUCUCUCACCAACUUUCUACCUUUCUGCCUGUACAAAAAGCCCAACUGGAACACAGCUUCUCUGGGGGCCCACAUCUGACUCAACAUCUCUUAAGAAGUAUUCUGAUUAGGACAGGGUGCUGUAAAAGUGGGAACCUUCUGUCUAAGUACUUAGCAGUAGAACUUUUCCCUAUUUCUUUAGGAUGGGAGGAUAAGGGAGUGUCAGAUUGGAUCUUAGUGAUACCUGUGUGCAGAGAUUAGGUAUUCCCCGGAAUCUUUAAGUUCUCUAAUUCUACAUAGCAAACUAGGGAAGUUUAAUGGUGAGAAGAUGGGUAAUUGAAAAGCAUUAAAAUAGGAAGAAGGGGUGGGAAGCAACCAAUAAAUUGUGAAUAUUGCCAUGCAUUAAACAUUUUACAGUGUUGUGGAAUAUUAAAGAUGUGUUAUUUAUUUAUGUUA